Messenger RNA from Prunus armeniaca (apricot), 1200 nucleotides. Lineage: Eukaryota; Viridiplantae; Streptophyta; Magnoliopsida; Rosales; Rosaceae. The record is from the annotation of a GenBank genome assembly.
AUGACGACCGAGGCAGAGGACGUAGUACGACGUCGCACGGCGGUUGCCGACUACCGCAAACGGCUACUCCAGCACAAGGAGCUCGACUCCCGAGUUCGCGCAGUGAGAGAUAACUUGCGGGCCGCAAAGAAAGAAUUUGGGAAAACUGAAGAUGAUUUGAAGUCCCUUCAAAGUGUUGGGCAAAUUAUAGGCGAAGUUCUCAGGCCUCUCGAUAAUGAACGCUUGAUAGUGAAGGCAAGUAGUGGCCCAAGGUAUGUAGUUGGCUGUCGCAGUAAAGUUGACAAGGAAAAACUAACAGCUGGCACUCGGGUUGUUUUGGAUAUGACUACUUUGACUAUCAUGCGAGCUCUUCCCAGAGAAGUUGACCCAGUUGUAUAUAACAUGCUUCAUGAAGAUCCUGGUAAUGUUAGCUACUCCGCUGUGGGAGGACUAUCAGAUCAGAUCCGAGAGCUCAGGGAAUCUAUUGAACUGCCUUUAAUGAAUCCUGAGCUCUUCCUCAGAGUGGGGAUCAAACCUCCCAAGGGUGUUCUUCUGUAUGGACCUCCGGGAACAGGGAAGACAUUACUAGCCAGAGCAAUUGCUAGCAAUAUAGAUGCUAACUUUUUAAAGGUUGUGUCAAGUGCCAUUAUUGACAAGUAUAUUGGUGAGAGUGCGAGAUUGAUAAGGGAAAUGUUUGGUUAUGCCCGUGAUCACCAGCCUUGUAUCAUUUUUAUGGAUGAGAUCGAUGCUAUUGGUGGACGGCGUUUCAGUGAAGGGACCAGUGCAGACCGUGAAAUUCAGCGAACACUCAUGGAGUUGCUUAACCAGUUAGAUGGAUUUGAUCAGCUUGGAAAGGUGAAAAUGAUCAUGGCAACCAAUAGACCUGAUGUCCUAGAUCCUGCGCUUCUCCGCCCGGGCCGUCUAGACCGCAAGAUAGAGAUCCCAUUGCCUAAUGAGCAAUCAAGAAUGGAAAUUCUCAAGAUCCAUGCUGCUGGGAUAGCGAAACAUGGUGAAAUUGAUUAUGAAGCUGUCGUGAAGCUUGCUGAGGGCUUUAAUGGAGCUGAUCUCCGGAACGUUUGCACUGAAGCUGGGAUGUCUGCGAUCCGUGCUGAGAGGGAUUAUGUCAUCCAUGAAGAUUUCAUGAAGGCUGUACGAAAAUUAAAUGAAGCCAAGAAGCUUGAAUCUAGUGCGCACUACAAUGCCGAUUUUGGAAAGGAAUGA